Epinephelus moara (kelp grouper) is the source of this 1778-nucleotide messenger RNA. It is a transcript of the gene dlx2a, whose product is annotated as distal-less homeobox 2a. Bases 223 to 1053 code for a protein of 276 amino acids. Gene Ontology annotation, biological process: embryo development; negative regulation of transcription by RNA polymerase II; cell differentiation. NCBI's taxonomy places the organism in Eukaryota, Metazoa, Chordata, Actinopteri, Perciformes, Serranidae. The transcript has 3 exons. The record is from RefSeq and is a predicted model, not a curated record. Gene Ontology annotation, molecular function: RNA polymerase II cis-regulatory region sequence-specific DNA binding; DNA-binding transcription factor activity, RNA polymerase II-specific.
UCAUAAACGCGCUCCCACCACCGACCGUAGCAGAUAAUCACAGGCCACUGAGAGAGGGACACACCUUCCGCUGAUUUUGCCACAGUUUACACGGGGAUGCGUUUCGAUUCACGAAAAGGUGUCAUCAGUCCAAGAUUUGAGUCGUGUUUUCAGCUCGCAGUUUCGCAGUUUUGCGAUUUUUGCGCAUAGGUUUAUACGAGGCUGCUCCGCUCCAACUCGAAGAUGACUGGGGUUUUUGAGAACUUAAAUACUGAUAUGCAUUCGAACCAGAUUACCUCAAGCAAUUACCACAGCUUGCACAAAUCGCAGGAGUCUCCGACUCUGCCGGUGUCCACGGCGACGGACAGCAGCUAUUACAACAGCCAACAGCCUGGCCACUGCGCAGGGUCUCCCUUUGGCCAACUCGGCUCUUACCAGUACCACGGCAACGCCACGAGUACUGUGCCAUAUAACGCAAAGUCAUACGACCUUGGUUUCAACUCAUCUUAUGGUUCAUACAGCUCUUACGGCUCCAACUCCUCUCCUACUCCAGCCGAUACAGAGAAAGAAGAGAGCGAGCCAGAAAUCCGGAUGGUUAAUGGAAAACCAAAGAAGGUCAGGAAACCUCGAACCAUUUAUUCCAGCUUCCAACUGGCUGCACUUCAACGGAGGUUUCAAAAGACGCAGUAUUUGGCUCUACCAGAGCGGGCCGAGCUGGCAGCCUCGCUGGGCCUUACGCAAACACAGGUCAAAAUCUGGUUCCAAAACCGCCGCUCCAAGUUCAAGAAGUUGUGGAAAAGUGGAGAAAUCCCCCCAGAGCAACAUGUUGCUUCUAGUGAAUCUCCCCCCUGCACGUCUCCGCCAACUACUGCCUGGGACUUUCCACAGACUCAAAGAAUGAACAGUGUCAACUCCAGUUUACCUCAGAGCAGCAGCCCUCCCAACACGACUGCGCCUUCAUCGUUUUUGGCAAACUACUCCUGGUACUCAACCACGAACUCUACGACGCAUCUGCAGCCUCCUCUGAUCCAGCACCACCACAACUCCGCCAUAAGCGCUGGGACGAUAUUCUGAAACAAACAAUAACAAUAAAAGCAUCGGGUUUAAAUCGGACAAUACUGGUGAAAAAAAAAGAAAAAUGCCAAUACCUUCAUUUUACAGACCUCGUGUGUGCGCCAUGCGAACCAAACACGCAGGCACCAGAAGUUAAUGGAGCCAGACAGGCUCAUGGACCUUGCCAGUCUUCGCACUGGUAAAUGGUAGACACAGAUUUCUACAGUUAUUUUUGUAUUUAUUUAUUUUGUUUAUGUCGAGGGAUGAAUGAACCACUAUUACCCAAAGCAAUCACAGCCUGGGCGCAAGCCUGCUUUUACGCGGACGUCACUUUUUUGCCAUUUCUGCAAAAACAAAACAUCCAUCGCAGGACAACCUGUCACAAAUCAAAUGUAGCACAAGUUAUUAACUGUAUCGUGCCUUUUUCAAUAUGACCUCAUUUUGUUGUGCGAUAAAACAGCGUACCUUUAUCCAUUCCUUAUGUCAUUAGUUGAUUUGAAUAUAGGCCUACAGGGGGGUAAGUGUCUGAAUCCACGUUUGUAAAUAUUUUACCACAGCUUUUUGAUAGCCCAUGUCGCGUUGACUCUUUUUUUUGUUUUAGGCUACUGGUGCAAAUCCAUUAUCCACCGUAAGCUACUGAUUGCCCUCUGAUUUACUUGUAUCACACUUAAUUGUAUUUUUUGUCUUAUUUAUUUUAGCAAUGUUCCACAUAUAUGGCCAGACGUUAUUUAAAUAAAAAUGUUUUC